GCUCACGUCACCAUUUCGAGUGGGAGUUGAAGCUUCCUUUCGAAGCCGUACGCGUUCAUUCGUGCUAACGCUUUUGAGUUUACAUCAAAACAAUAUCGCGAGCGUGUUUGUUUUUUUGUUUAAAAAAACAUAUUAAUUGUAAUAUCGUUUGCGGGGUUUUUUUUGUUUGUUUGUUUUUUUAAUUGUGAAAGCGGACCUUGCUGGUUGGGAGAUAAAAAUGAGCGUAGAGGCGUACGGGCCGAGCUCGCAGACUCUCACCUUCCUGGACACGGAGGAAGCGGAGCUGCUCGGAGCCGACACGCAGGGCUCGGAGUUCGAGUUUACCGACUUUACCCUGCCGAGCCAGACCCAAACACAAGGCCAAACCCAGAGCCAGCUAGACAACCAGGUGAACGGGCCUGAAGGAGUUCUGCAGAACGGUGAUGAUGCUGUGGUGAAAACCAGUCAACUUCUGGCAGAGUUGAAUUUCGAGGAGGAUGAAGAGGACACCUAUUACACCAAGGAUCUCCCUGUGCACGCCUGCAGUUACUGUGGCAUUCAUGAUCCUGCCUGUGUGGUGUAUUGCAACACUAGCAAGAAGUGGUUCUGCAAUGGACGUGGUAACACCUCUGGCAGCCAUAUCGUCAACCAUUUGGUACGUGCCAAAUGUAAGGAGGUGACCCUGCAUAAAGAUGGUCCUUUGGGGGAGACCGUGUUGGAGUGUUACAACUGUGGCUGUCGUAACGUUUUCCUUCUGGGUUUCAUUCCAGCCAAGGCCGAUUCUGUCGUGGUGCUCCUGUGCAGGCAGCCAUGUGCCAGUCAGAGCAGUCUGAAGGACAUUAACUGGGACAGCUCCCAGUGGCAGCCUUUGAUCCAGGACCGGUGCUUUCUGUCCUGGCUGGUGAAGAUUCCAUCUGAGCAGGAGCAACUCAGGGCACGCCAGAUCACCGCCCAGCAGAUCAACAAACUGGAGGAGCUCUGGAAGGAGAAUCCAACUGCGACGCUUGAGGAUUUGGAGAAGCCUGGUGUAGAUGAAGAGCCUCAGCAUGUGCUGCUCCGCUAUGAGGAUGCCUACCAGUAUCAGAACAUCUUUGGCCCAUUGGUCAAACUGGAGGCAGACUAUGACAAGAAGCUUAAAGAGUCCCAGACCCAAGACAAUAUAACUGUCAGGUGGGAUUUGGGACUGAAUAAAAAAAGGAUUGCUUAUUUCACCCUUCCCAAGACGGAUUCAGGUGACAUGCGUCUUAUGCAAGGGGAUGAGAUCUGCCUACGUUACAAAGGAGACUUGGCUCCUCUCUGGAAGGGUAUCGGACAUGUAAUCAAGGUCCCGGAUAACUAUGGAGAUGAGAUUGCUAUAGAACUGAGGAGCAGUGCUGGAGCUCCUGUGGAGGUGCCCCACAACUUCCAGGUGGACUUUGUCUGGAAAUCCACUUCCUUUGACCGCAUGCAGAGUGCCCUGAAAACGUUUGCAGUAGAUGAGACAUCCGUGUCUGGUUACAUCUAUCACAAGUUGCUUGGCCACGAGGUAGAGGACGUGAUCAUUAAGUGCCAGUUACCCAAGCGUUUCACUGCCCAGGGCCUGCCUGACCUCAACCACUCACAGGUGUAUGCUGUUAAAACGGUGCUCCAGCGUCCCCUCAGUCUGAUCCAGGGGCCUCCUGGUACUGGCAAAACUGUUACCUCAGCAACUAUUGUUUACCAUCUGGCUAGACAGGGCAACGGGCCGGUUCUGGUAUGUGCUCCCAGCAAUAUCGCGGUGGACCAGCUGACAGAGAAAAUUCACCAAACAGGACUGAAAGUGGUGCGUCUUUGUGCCAAGAGCCGAGAGGCCAUCGACUCUCCUGUGUCCUUCCUGGCUCUUCACAACCAGAUUCGCAACAUGGACAGCAUGCCAGAACUGCAAAAGCUGCAACAGCUGAAGGAUGAAACAGGAGAGCUGUCUUCCUCGGAUGAGAAGCGCUACAGGGCCCUGAAACGCACUGCAGAACGGGAGCUACUCAUGAAUGCAGAUGUGAUCUGUUGUACUUGUGUGGGUGCGGGUGAUCCUCGUCUGGCUAAAAUGCAGUUCCGCUCCAUCCUGAUAGAUGAGAGUACCCAGGCUACUGAGCCGGAAUGCAUGGUGCCAGUAGUGCUGGGAGCCAAGCAGCUGAUCCUGGUGGGUGAUCACUGCCAGCUAGGUCCAGUGGUCAUGUGUAAAAAGGCUGCUAAGGCGGGUCUGUCCCAGUCUCUUUUCGAGAGACUGGUGGUGCUGGGCAUCCGACCCAUCCGCCUUCAAGUGCAGUAUCGUAUGCACCCUGCACUCAGCGCUUUCCCCUCCAAUAUCUUCUAUGAAGGAUCUCUCCAGAAUGGAGUCACUGCUGCUGACCGCAUCAAGAAGGGCUUUGAUUUCCAGUGGCCUCAGCCAGAUAAGCCCAUGUUCUUCUAUGUGACACAGGGCCAGGAAGAGAUUGCCAGCUCAGGCACCUCCUAUCUUAACAGGACUGAGGCUGCUAAUGUAGAGAAAAUCACCACUCGCCUUUUGAAGGCCGGAGCCAAACCUGACCAGAUCGGCAUAAUCACUCCAUACGAGGGCCAGCGCUCCUACCUGGUGCAGUACAUGCAGUUCAGCGGUUCUCUUCAUACUAAGCUCUACCAGGAGGUAGAGAUAGCCAGCGUGGAUGCCUUCCAGGGUCGUGAGAAGGACUUCAUUAUUCUAUCCUGUGUCCGGGCCAAUGAGCACCAAGGCAUCGGCUUUCUUAAUGAUCCACGCAGGCUGAACGUGGCCCUCACCAGAGCCAGAUACGGUGUGAUCAUUGUGGGGAAUCCUAAAGCUCUGUCUAAACAGCCACUCUGGAACCACCUGCUGAACUACUACAAGGAGCAGAAGGUUCUGGUGGAGGGGCCCCUCAACAACCUGAGAGAGAGCCUCAUGCAGUUCAGCAAACCUCGCAAGCUCGUCAACACCAUCAACCCUGGAGCUCGUUUUAUGAGCACUGCCAUGUAUGAUGCCAGGGAGGCCAUGAUCCCUGGCUCUGUGUAUGACCGGAGCAACACUGGUCGUCCGUCGAACAUGUAUUUCCAAACUCACGACCAGAUCGGGAUGAUUGGAGCAGGGCCGAACCCUAUGGCCUCAAUGAAUAUUCCCAUACCCUUCAACCUGGUCAUGCCCCCCAUGCCCCCACCGGGUUACCUGGGCCAGAUUAAUGGCCCGGCUGCUGGCCGCGGAGCUCCAAAGGGUAAGACGGGUGGGCGUGGUGGACGUCAGAGGAAUCGUGGCAUGGGUAACCAUGGCAGUGGACAGACUAACAUGGCGAACAGCCAGGCCAGUCAGGAUCUGGUGUCUCAGCCCUUCUCCCAGGGCCCACUCACCCAGGGCUACAUUACCAUGAGCCAGCCCUCACAGAUGAGCCAGCCAGGCCUGUCCCAGCCUGAACUAUCCCAGGACAGUUACCUGGGUGAUGAGUUCAAGUCUCAGAUGGAUGUGGCUCUGUCCCAGGAUUCCACUUACCAGGGUGAACGGGCAUACCAGCACGGAGGAGUGACCGGACUCUCUCAGUACUAGAGUGUUGUUGGAACUGGAGCUAGGCCUACGCUGAGCUUAGUUCAUCAGCAUUUUAAAUCUGGGUAAAUAUAAAAAAAGAACAAACAUGGAUGCCCGUUUUCCACUGUUACAACUGAAGCACCAUGGUGUGAGAACAACAGGAGAGAAUCAAACCAAUCACGUGUGAAAAAAGAGGGAGAAAAGCAGGAUAAGAAAAGAGGGAACGAAAGAGAGUGGCGGGAGGAAACCACCCCACCACUCGCUAAGGAUGGGAAGGAGUAGAGAGGAGCAGACGCAGCAUAGGAGGAGACGAUGUAGGAGGGAAACCAAACGAGAUCUUCGAUCUGCAACUCCGCAUAGUCGAGGCGCCUCCUGGGGAGCAGGGCAGUCCCUUACCUGCCUCCUCUCUCUCGCCAGGCUGCAGCCGGCAGCCGCAGACCUCGCUCUGCCACCUGAGACGGAGAGAAGACGAAGUUCUCUUAAAACUACCUGCAAAAAAAACGCCACGCUUGCUCUGUCGUCUCCACAAGCUGAAAGAUGAGGUGACGUCUUUAAAAAAAAAAAAAAAAAAUUUAAAAAAGAUCAAAUAAAGAUGAUUUUUUUAAAAAACGCUUUUAAGCAGCUGAUUUUGGGGAAAAUUUUCCCUUCAAAGUUGGAAUCUGACUUUGAGAUAUUACCACCAAACAUCUUUGAGAGGAUGGGGAAACAUCUACGGCAGAGGGUUCUGGUUUUACUCAGUUUUUUUUUUCUUUUCUGGUGGUCCCAUCUUUACAAAUGGUGCUAGGAGUCUCUGAAGAAAGAUUCAACUUUGAGGAAAGUUUUCUGGUUGAAGGUUGUGGAUUAGUGGUUCAGAAAUGGAACAGCUGUGAGAGAUGUCACCUGCUCUGGGUGUCUAACAAUGGAAAAGGAGGAGAGUCUUAACAAAUGGCUUUGUGAUAUUUUUUUUUAACAAUAUAUCAAAAUGGAAGAGUUGAGAGAUUUGAAGUUUUUCUUUGCCAUUUUAAACAAAUUGUUUUGAACCCGGAUAAACAAUUGCAGCAGAACCUAAAUUUAGGGUUAGGUCGUUAGUGGCUUGUUGAUGUCUCUAUAUGGGGAAACCCUGAGGUCACAGGCGCACAAGAAAACGAGCCAAAAAGCCAGUGGUCGAGCCGCUAUUCUUCACAGUGAGCUGCAUAACGUGAGCUGACAAGACUGCAGGAGAUAAUACAGAGUUCAGAGAAUUAGCUCAACCUGUAGGACGAGUAAAGUGCUGCUCUCGUGUUCAACAGCAGUUCUAGCAAGUAGCAUAUCGAUUGUGGUCAGCUCCUCUGGCUUCAGUACCGGCAUUAAAAUCUUUAUGCUUCCCCUACAGGCAGUGCUGCAAAACGAAAAAAGAUUUCUCUACCCACCCACCCCACCCCCAUAAUCGCCCACCUAUUUAGUAAAAGUCAUUAUAAUGCACCACAUAUCAGACUGAGUUCUUCAGUUAAUUUAUUCCUAUACUUGAGUUUGAACCAUGAGUUAAAUAUAGCCCAAAAUCACAAAAGUGGCCGUUUUGUUAAAGGGUAAAGGUCAGGCAGGUGGGAUUCUCUCUGUUGUAUCUGUUUACCACAAGCAGACUGAGAGAGGCUGCUGUACUCAUCUCUUGCUUACUUGGAUGCCAGUGUGCGCAUAGAUGGUAGUGUUCUGCUAAGGAGGUUGUGUAUGUGCCUCCAUAUUAAUUGUCUCUCUUAUUUUGUGAUUAAGUUGUUGUUUUUUUUCCCCCUGUCAUUGGUUGUUGAAGUUGCUUUACCCCUUACUUACUGUCUUUAUUAUUUUAAUACCUAAAUUGCAUAUUUCAUUUCUAUAGUCUAGAUAUGAAUGUGAGGUGUACCAAAAUAUCCACUUCAUGAUCUAAGACUUAUUUUUUCUUUUUUAAAUAUAAAUCCUUUCUUUUCUAAAGCUGUGCUCGUAUAAUGCUUUGAUGCAGCAACAUGUGAUGCCUUGUCAUUUUCAUUAACCCUAGAAUGUUCAUGCCUUGCAGUUAUUCCUUGCUUAGUGUCACAACAGCUUGGCGUUACUACCUUUUUAGUCUUUGCUCUAAACUGGGAGGAAAAACUUCCACUCUUGGAGUCACAGUUGUUAAUUUAAAGCCUUUUGUCGUCUGAUUUAUAAGAAAUUACAAAAUGUUUAUUUCUGCCGUUCACUGCUUGUGUGCAUAGCGCUUUCAUGUUCUAGUUAUUCUCAUUGGUAGUAUCAAAGCUAAAUGUAGACUAUACAUCUGAAAUUAAACAGGGAAUUAAAUAUCCAGAACAUAGCUUCAUGUUCUUUUCUUUUUUUUUUUUUCUUUUUUUUUUAAUCUAUUCCUCUCCUCUGACUGACUGACUGAUGUGAAUGGUUUCCUUUACUUUGGUGUGGUGUACUUUGUAAGCAGAUACUGCCCAUAUCAAUAAUAAAAGGUUAUUUAUUUCUUCUUUUUUUUUGUGAGACAUGGCUUAAGUAACAACAACCAGAGUGAGAAUGAGGAACACCCAUUAUGUGAGGUUGUUCGGGUGAUUGAAUAGAUGCUGUAUGUUUAUUCUAAGACUUUGGUACUCUAAUAUGACCAUGUUAGACUCGCAUACUUACCCAGCUGUGAGAUGACAGCCUGCUGAGAUUGCAAUCAGGAAAAAAUAAGAGGGGAUUAAUACUGAGAACAUGGAGGAAGUACCCUGACCUACCUGAGGGUAGGAAGAAUUUACGAGAUACGAGAAUGAAACUUUCUUUAAUGAAAUCUUUCCCCACAAUAUGUAAUUCUUGCAAUGUUACUACAAUAAAUGUUGCUUUGUUUCACUCAAAAA
This is a messenger RNA of Ictalurus furcatus (blue catfish), 6297 nucleotides long. It is a transcript of the gene upf1, whose product is annotated as UPF1 RNA helicase and ATPase. Bases 218 to 3520 code for a protein of 1100 amino acids. Gene Ontology annotation, biological process: nuclear-transcribed mRNA catabolic process, nonsense-mediated decay. Gene Ontology annotation, cellular component: cytoplasm. NCBI's taxonomy places the organism in Eukaryota, Metazoa, Chordata, Actinopteri, Siluriformes, Ictaluridae. The record is from RefSeq and is a predicted model, not a curated record. The transcript is spliced from 24 exons. Gene Ontology annotation, molecular function: RNA helicase activity; RNA binding; ATP binding.